Hemiscyllium ocellatum (epaulette shark) is the source of this 2884-nucleotide messenger RNA. It is a transcript of the gene gtpbp3, whose product is annotated as GTP binding protein 3, mitochondrial. The record is from RefSeq and is a predicted model, not a curated record. Gene Ontology annotation, biological process: tRNA methylation; tRNA wobble uridine modification. NCBI's taxonomy places the organism in Eukaryota, Metazoa, Chordata, Chondrichthyes, Orectolobiformes, Hemiscylliidae. Gene Ontology annotation, molecular function: oxidoreductase activity; protein binding; GTPase activity. Gene Ontology annotation, cellular component: mitochondrion; cytoplasm. Bases 402 to 2825 code for a protein of 807 amino acids. The transcript has 10 exons.
CCACGUUUUCAUGAAGCGAUUCUGGGCUCACUGCUCCAACUCUCACUCAUCCAUUUUCCAGCCUACCCAUGUGGGGUUUGAAAUUUUCUGUGGCGGUGACUAAUUGUUCUUUCUCUUAAUCCUUGAAAUAUUGAGCACUACUCAUCACUGUGUUAUACUCCAUGCUUCAUCUUCAUGCUGCAGCUUGCUUCUGUCUGAGUAUUGCCUCCGUAGCUCAAAACCGGUUUUUCUCCUGACAACCUGCUGGAUAAUUUCUUGGUUACUGUCGAGGUGCGACAAAGGCUUGAGUGCACAGAAAGAAGGAUUGCCACUGCAAGAACCAAGAGGGAAAGAAGUCAAAUAGACAAUUGAAAAGGAGGAAUUGUUUAGCAAGGAAAAUAACUGGACUGGCAGCAACUUAUAUGAGCAGUGCCAAAGACUCUGGCCUUUCGUACCAAGCAGCAGUGUGCACUGAGCUGAAGAAACCAUUGGUGAUCCAGAAGCUGCCUUUACUUCCACUCAAAUCCACUGAAGUGCGUGUGGAUGUUCAUUACUGCGGUGUGAACUUUGCUGAUUUUCUGGUAUGCCGGGGACUGUAUCAAGAGCAACCUCUGGUUCCCUUCACUCCAGGAAUGGAGUUUACAGGAUCUGUGCUGGAGGUUGGUCCUAAUGUCACAGCGAUUCGCCAGGGAGACCGUGUGAUUGGUGUGAGUUACUUUGGGGCAAUGGCAGAACAGUGCGUUGUUGACCACACGAUGCUGUGGCCCAUUGGAGAAGAGGUCCCCUACGAGGUGGCUGCUACCUUACCAGUUUCAUAUGGCACGGUGAUUCUGGCACUGCAGCACCGAGCAAAGACAAGGCCAGGGGAGACGGUUCUUGUUACGGCAGCCGCUGGUGCAGCUGGACUUGCAGCUGUGGAUUUUGCAUCCCAUAUUCUAAACACUAAGGUCAUAGCAGCUGCUGGGACGGAUGAGAAGUGUGAACUAGCAGUGCAGAAGGGUGCUGUGGCAAGCAUCAAUUAUACUACAAAGAACGUGAAGGAGGAGGUGAAAAAGCUGACUGCAAACAAAGGGGUGAACGUGGUCUUCGAUGCUGUUGGAGGAGAUAUAUUCAAGGAUGCCUUCAGCAGCUUAGCAUGGGAAGGCAGAAUCGUGGUUGUCGGGUUUGCUAGUGGAAAUAUACCGUCUGUGCCAGCCAACCUUCUGCUUCUGAAGAACGUGGCAGCCAUGGGCGUUUAUUGGGGAAGAUACCAACAUGAAGAUUUCCCAACCUUCUCUAGGUCCAUCAUGUCUGCAGUCCAAUACUGUCAGGAAGGGAGGAUCAAACCUUGGGUUGGAGCUGUUUAUAAACUGCAACAGUGCAAUUUUCGGGCCAGCUUUGUGAGGACGCAGUGUUCAGACGCCCGAGAGAGAAGCACUAUUUUUGCCAUGAGCUCAGGUCAAAGCAGGUGCGCGGUCGCUGUCAUCCGAGUGAGUGGUCCCGCCAGCAGCAAGACGCUGAUACGCCUGACCGGUCAGAGAGCUCUUCCGCCGGCCAGAGCCGCUGCCCUCCGGCCGCUGGUGGACCCCGGGACGGGGGAGCGUCUGGACAUGGCGUUGGUGCUGUGGUUCCCGGGCCCGCGCAGUUAUACUGGCGAGGAUUGCUGCGAGCUCCAUGUCCAUGGGGGGCCGGCGGUGCUCAGCGGAGUUCUCCAAGCCCUGGCAUGCUCACCUGGGCUGCGGCCAGCGGAGGCAGGCGAAUUCACCAAACGUGCCUUCCUGAAUGGGAAGCUGGACCUGACUGAGGUCGAGGGGCUCGGAGACCUCAUUCAUGCCGAGACCGAAGCCCAGAGGAGGCAGGCUCUGCGGCAGAUGUCCGGUGAUCUGGGGCACAUGUACCAUGGAUGGAGUGAGAGGUUAACUCGGUGCCUGGCCCAUGCAGAGGCUUACAUUGAUUUCAGCGAAGAUGACAACAUCGAGGAGGGAAUACUCGACCAGGUUGAUAACGAUGUGCGCACUCUGCAGAGUGAGAUCGACCUGCACCUCCACGACAGCCGCCGUGGUGAGAGGUUGCGGGACGGUGUCCACGUAGCAAUUGUCGGGCCACCGAAUGCAGGAAAAAGCAGCCUUCUGAACCGCAUCUGCCAGAAACCAGCCGCCAUCGUCUCGCCGACAGCAGGGACGACGCGGGAUGUGGUAGAGACGGCUCUGAAUCUUGGAGGGUACCCCGUUCUCCUGAGUGACACUGCGGGACUCCGAGAGACGUGUGACCCCGUGGAGCGGGAGGGAGUGAGGCGUGCCCGGGAAAGGCUUUGGCAGGCCGAUGUAGCGAUCCUUGUGCUGGAUGCCACGGAACUCCUGUCAGAGGGGACUAAUGCGGUGCUGUCUUUCCUCGGAGACCAUCUGAGCGGAGUAACCAUGGAUGGCUCUGACGAGCAUCAAGCUGAAGCCAGCACGGCCUUGGCGGACUCGAUUGUGGUCUGCAAUAAGACAGAUCUCGUUCAAUUGGAGGAGCGAGACAAGCUGCACUUGGUUCUUGAAGAACAAGGGCUACAUCAGGUAUGCCUGCUGUCCUGCAAGACCGGCAGUGGUUUUGACGACUUCUUGCGCCUCCUGGGAGAACAAGUUGAAAAAAUGUGUGGGAAUCCAUUGGCUGGCAGCCCCAGUUUAACUCAGGCACGUUACCGGCUGCACCUCCACAACUGUGCCCAGGCACUAACAGAAUAUCACCGUUACCGAGAACUGGAUCUCGUUCUUGCCACAGAGCAGCUGAGAGUAGCCUUGAGACAACUAGGAAAGAUCACUGGGAAGAUUGGAGCCGAAGAAAUCCUGGAAGUUAUAUUCAGGGAUUUUUGUAUUGGAAAAUAAAACUUCUGAAGAAAGAGCUUUUAAACUCAUCCGGUGUCAUUGAGACUUUACACAAGGUG